CAAGUACGUGAAGACUGGUUGAUUAUUUUAAUGAUUACCUGCAUCUUAUUACCUUUAUGAUAGUGUUAUUUGCGGCCCAUAUCAAACCAUCUGUGAUUAAAACAUUCAAAACAUGAAGGAAAAUAUCUUAACAGUGAUAAUUUGUUGGAAAAUUAUUUUGGAAUCCAAUAUCUCGUAACAAACGAACUCAUCAUUAACCACAUUUUCAAUCAAUAUAAUUGGUUAAUACUUUCUCUGUUGUUAUCUUAAAAGUUGUUAUCUUUGAUCUCACCAAUCAUCUUUAACAGAUCUUCAUUUAAAGAAGAGAAAGAGAGAGAAAGAGAAAUCGAAAGAGAGGGAAAGUGACUCGUGAAGCUAUUGAUUAAAGAGAAAGAAAAAUGACUCCAGUUUUUGUUUUGCCAGUAACGAUGAAAUUGUUUAAGUGAACAGUUAGCAUAUUUUGCUGUUAAGCAAUUAAGAUUUGGAUUCAAUUGUGUAUAACAGUUACAAUAACUAAUCAACCCUUAAUGUAUUUUUGUGACCAUAACUCAAGAUGGCUUGAACAUCAAACGAUUACGAGUUGAAACUAUCUUCUGUUAACUUUUACUGUUUACUUUUUGUGCAACACAUUUUUACUCUUAACUAAAACUAUAUUAAUUUAAACUCAUCCGCUUAAUAUUUUUAUAAUAACAACUAAACUUCCGUUUCCGUGGUUUCUAUUGGAUUUUAUUUUCAAGUCAAAUUACAAUCAUCAGAAUGGCAUCAUCCGUUUGGGAAAAUUUACUUGUUGUUUUCUUGGGCUCCAUUCCCUUCCUUAUCAUGGUCAAAUGGUCAUGGUUUGGUGUUUUCUGUAUCAAAGUGCUUGCUGUAAUAAUUGAUUUUUUGGUCUUAACUCCUCAAAUAAUCUAUCAACAGCCAUGGGCUACCUGGUUGGCCACUCGAAGGAUAAGAGCUGUUCGAGAAGAUGAAAAUGAUCCUGAAUCACCGUUUGUAAGGAUUGGCGAUCCUCUUGAGUUUGACAGACAAGUCCUGGAGAGUCCUACCAUUGCUCAUUGGUUUGACACAAUGACUGCCAAAUUUGGCGAUUCCAAUUGUAUGGGUUCCCGUCCAGUGCUAUCCGAGUGUGAAGAAAAACAAGCAAAUGGAAAAAUCCUGAAGAAAUAUCUUCUCGCUGAUGAUUACUUUUUUAUCUCUUAUAAACAAGUUAAAGAUAAAGUCAAACAAAUAGGCGAUGGAUUAUCGUUGAACGGAGUCAAGGCGGGUGAUAAAGUAGUCCUUUUCUCUGAAACCCGAGAAGAAUGGCUUUUAUCUGCGUUUGCUAUCUGGAAACUUGGUGCCAUUACUGUUACAAUGUAUGCAAAUCUUGGUCUUGAUGGGAUACUUGCUAUUCUGGAGCAAACACAAGCAACUCACAUUGUUACCUCAGCUGAUAGUCUGGAUAAGCUGGCAAAAAUAGCUGAUAAACUCAAUUAUUUAACCACAAUCAUUUGUGCCAAAGGAGCAAACGGGAAAGAACCGACGCCAUUGCCUUCUCUUUCUAAAUUUAAAAUGAUUCCUUUCAAUCAACUUGUAAACAAAUAUGAUGCACCUGAAACUCGGCAAACUUUACCAUCACCUCAUGAUAUUGCAUGUAUCAUGUACACUUCUGGAUCAACUGGAAUUCCAAAGGGGGUUCAAAUUUCACAUGCAAACUUCAUGUCAGCAAUGCAAGCUUUAUUAACCUCAGCAGUUGGAAGCUACAAACAUAGUCAGCAUGAAGCCUAUUUGGCCUAUUUACCAUUGGCUCAUAUUUUUGAGAUGGGUGCUGAAGUAUUGAUGUUUUCCAUGGGAAUCCCGAUAUGUUAUUCUUCUCCAAUGACCAUGUUAGAUAGUUCAACGGCUAUUAAAAAAGGUUGUAAAGGUGAUAUCAGUGUUAUCAAGCCUACCAUUAUGCCUGCAGUGCCAUUGAUUUUAGAUAGAAUCAAGAAAACAAUUGAAGAUAAAUUGUCAACUUCUGAAUUUUUCAAAUAUCUCUUUGAAUUUGCCAUUGAAUAUAAAAAAUUUUGGGUUCUAUUUGGGUUUGAGACACCUUUCAUGGAUUACCUUGCAUUUUCAAAGGUCCGUCAACCAUUAGGUGGUAAUUUAAAGUUAAUAUUUGUUGGUGGAGCUCCUUUAUCCGUUGAAACUCAGCAAUUUAUUUCACUCACACUUGGUGUCAAACUACUGCAAGGUUAUGCUGCCACCGAAGGUACUGCGUGUGCUGCAUUGAUGGACAUGGAAGAUCGUUCCCUUGGUCGCUGUGGAGCUCCUCUUUUUGGUGCUAAACUUAAACUCAUCGAUUGGCCAGAAGGCGGUUACUCAAAUCACGAUCAACCCAAUCCUAGAGGUGAAUUGGUAAUUGGUGGACCUGCAAUUACAAUGGGUUAUUAUAUGAAUGAAGAGGAAACGGCCAAAGUAUAUUGGGUUGAUGAGGACGGGACACGUUGGUGGAGAUCAGGAGAUAUUGGUGAAGUAUUUGAAGACGGAACAAUCAAAAUUAUUGAUCGUAAAAAAGAUUUAAUCAAACUCCAACAUGGAGAAUACAUUUCACUUGGAAAGGUUGAAGCUGUUCUCAAGAAUUGUAACUUUGUUGAUAAUAUUUGUGUUUACGGAGACUCAUUUCACAGUUAUUUAAUUGCAUUUAUCUUACCUGAACGUAAUAGUCUGAAAAGAUUGGCUGAAAGUUUGGGUAAACAAGAUGUGCCAUUCAAUGAGCUCUGUAAUGAUCAGCAAAUUGUUAACUCUGUUCUGGAAACGUUAAGAGAGUUUGGUGAAAGUGCAAAUCUAUUGCGAUUUGAAAUACCAAAUAAAAUCAAAUUAUGUUCAGAGGAAUGGACUCCUGAUAAUGGUUUGGCGACAGCUGCCCUUAAAAUACGAAGACUUGAAAUUCAAAAAUUUUAUAAACAAUCAAUUGAAUCCCUUUAUGCAAAGUAGAUUUUUUGAAAAUGUUAUUUUUUAUCAAUUUGAUUGUUAAUAUACCAAAAAUAUACUUUUUACAAUUAUAUUUUAAAGAAGUCUAAAUAUUGAUGAAUAAUUUAGACUCAUAGUUAGAUUCAUCCAAAUAUUUUUCAUUAUUUCAAUUAUUUUUACCACUUGCAUGCAAUACAAAAUCAACUUACUUGUUAUCAAUUUGCUUUCAAUUACUUCAAGUGCAUUCUCAGUGUAUACAAUUUUCAUGUUACAAUAGAUCGUAAAAUAAAUUAUAAAUAAUCAA
Molecule: messenger RNA, 3211 nt
Organism: Tetranychus urticae (two-spotted spider mite)
Lineage: Eukaryota; Metazoa; Arthropoda; Arachnida; Trombidiformes; Tetranychidae
Product: long-chain-fatty-acid--CoA ligase 4
Biological process (GO): long-chain fatty acid metabolic process; neuron differentiation; long-chain fatty-acyl-CoA metabolic process
Cellular component (GO): endoplasmic reticulum; lipid droplet; plasma membrane
Molecular function (GO): palmitoyl-CoA ligase activity
Source: RefSeq, a predicted model, not a curated record